Messenger RNA from Zalophus californianus (California sea lion), 929 nucleotides. RefSeq names its product translation initiation factor IF-2-like. The record is from RefSeq and is a predicted model, not a curated record. NCBI's taxonomy places the organism in Eukaryota, Metazoa, Chordata, Mammalia, Carnivora, Otariidae. The coding region runs from base 1 to 609 and encodes 202 amino acids. The transcript is spliced from 4 exons.
AUGUUUCUGCGUCAGGAAACCCAAGGCCCCAAGUUGGUGUGCACCCCGGGUCCAGAGCUGCACACCACAGUGGUGGUGCACCAGGAGGCCAGAUCAGACCCCGGUGUCCACGCAGGGGCUGCCCUCCUCACCACCAUGGUGUCGCACGAGUAUCUCCCGAGACGCGCCAGCCCGACGCCCACCCCCGAAACCCCAGCCCCACGGCAGGCCUCAAGUCCCCGACCUCCGGCCCGAACCGACUCCCCGGCCCCACACCGGCCCGAGGCCCGACCCCCGCCCGCGGGAGACCCUCACCGAGGACAGGGAGCUGGUGGCGAGCAGGAGGCGCGGCGGGGCGGCGGCCCGGGUCCCUUCGACUCCGGCACGGCGGCGCUGGCGGCGGCGGCGGCGGCGGCGGCGGCUCCUCGCGCUUUCCUUUCUCUCCUUUCUCCGACAACAAACAGGAAGUGCGUCACGCGGCGGCGGCGGCGCGGCGACGUGCACUUCCGCCCGGCCCUGACGCCGCGCAUGCGCCCCAGCCCGCCCGCCUUCCCGAAGGUAGAAGGACCUUUGAAGAGAAGAGGAAUUCUCGCUCCCUGCUGGUCCCUUGGCUUAGACGGAAGACGCUGAGGACAAAGCAUCCCCUGGUGGGAACCGAAACUCCCCCCCCUGGAGCAUAAGGACUGCCUGGGCCAGCGAGACCCCUGCGUGAUUGACUCCAAGACAGUGAUUCAUUUGACCUUCAGGGCCUGCAGGGACCCACCCUCCUUUGCCCCACAUUUUCCUUCUAUAAACCCAGAAGUAUUCCAGCAUUUCGUGGAGUUUUUGAAACACUAGCCCGUCUUCCAGCGUUGGCCUCACUGAAAUAAAUUCUUCUUUUGGGGCGCCUGGGUGGUUCAGAUGGUUAAGCGUCUGCCUUCGGCUCAGGUCAUGAUCCCGGGGUCCUGGGG